Messenger RNA from Pogona vitticeps (central bearded dragon), 2714 nucleotides. RefSeq names its product ras-like protein family member 11A-like. The record is from RefSeq and is a predicted model, not a curated record. Gene Ontology annotation, molecular function: GTPase activity; GTP binding. Lineage: Eukaryota; Metazoa; Chordata; Lepidosauria; Squamata; Agamidae.
GUCAGUUUUCACUGGAGCUGAUCAAAAAGUGUUUCCCUCGGCCUGCCUGUGCAGAAUCGUUGGCCGGCUGCUCUCUGUGUUGUUCCUCCACCAUGCGGCUUCAAUGAGAUCUCCGGCCGGCCAGCGGUGAGGAGGCAGGAGAAAAACCGGACCAGAAGCAAGGCAGACCUUCUUUCCACCUGGUCCUCCUUCUCUGCCAUAAGCUCCCCAGCCGACGUCCUUGGGUUCGCUCCCCUGGCAUGCGCUUCAGCUCUUGGAAUACUAUGUCCCAGUACUCCACCAAUUUCCUCCUGGUUCCCAUCCCAGAAUAUCCCAUCCUGGACUGCGCUCCCAACAAGGUCAUCAAGCUUGUCGUCUUGGGGGGGAGCGGGGUUGGCAAGACAGCCCUCGUCGUGCGCUUUCUCACCAAGAGAUUUAUUGGAGACUACGAAGCGAAUACUGGUGCACUAUAUUCAAGAAAAUUCACUAUUGAUGGAGAACAGGUGUCCUUGCAAGUUCAGGACACGCCUUUUGUUUCAUUGGAGGAUGACAACGACGCCAUUUGCUGCCAGGAGCAGAUAAACCGUUCCAUUUACUGGGCGGAUGGUUUUGUGUUUGUCUACUCCAUCACGGACUACCAGAGCUACCGGGUCAUCCGCCCUCUGCACCAGCAUAUCCGGAAGAUCCAUCCCAACGCCAACAUCCCACUGGUCCUCAUGGCCAACAAAGGAGAUCUCUUGCGAGCCAGGCAGGUCUCCGCCAGAGAAGGCUGGCAGCUGGCCAAGGAGCUGGGCUGCGCAUACUCGGAAGUGUCCGCGCGGGAAAACGGCGAGGGUGUGCACGAGGCGUUCAAGCAGCUGUGUCAAGAGAUGAGCAGGAUGAUCGGGAGCUGCAAUGGGGAGAAACGGAGGGGCCUCCAUCUCAUCCGCCCCAAAUCUCCCAACAUGCAGGAUCUGAAAAGGAGACUCAAGCAAGCCUUGUCUUCAAAAGGGAAAGUGACACCCCCACUCUGAAUGAUCUUGUCCUGACAUCUUGAUGGGUGGGGCACGGGAAAAGAAACAACACUAUUUAUAUUUAUGACUAUUUAUGGCUUUUCUUAGCCAGCUUCCUUUGGGAUGAAAGACUUCCCUUUUGAAAAUGACACUGCAGGGGAGGGGAGGGCCACUCUCUCCUAUGAACAUUCACAGGAUGGGAACUCAGCUUCUUACUGUCAUGACAGACUGGUUGGUGUUCAUAGCAGCCGAUCAAACUGUGUUUCAGCCGUCAGACCUCCUCCUCUCCCAUGUCUCAGGAAGACAGUCCCCCUCCCUUAAUUUUUUUUCUCCCAUUACCAUGUGUAUGAUCCUUCAUUUACUUGAUUUUUUGCUGUUGAAAAAAAAAUUAAACACACACUAGCAAUUCAGGCUGAAGUUGGGAGAUGGUUGGCGGCACAGGCUCUAGCCAAUAGGCACUCCAUAGAGGUAGAUUUUCAGUUCAGUCACCCUGGAAAGCUGCCCAGUUAGUUUGCACAGACCAGCAUGGGUACCUCCUCCAAAACUACAGCUAGUUGGUUAUUAUCUUUUUGCCCUCCAAGUGCUUGCUUCAGAUGGCAUGAAUAAUGUAAUUUUUCUCCCUUCUAUUGCAUUGGUAUGUUUGAGAGAAGCCGUUCUAAUUUUAUCUUCGUCAGCAUUAAAGAAUGGAAUGAAUGACUCAUUCAGCACUAAGGUCUAAGCCUGUAAUGAACCAUGAAAUGUGAUGGUCACCAUUCAAGACAGAGUCGAGCUCACUUAAAUCCUCUGAAACUCUAGAGUUAAGCGGCUGCUUGCCUCCGUAUUGGAUUAUAACUAUUUUGUGUCUCUUUAAUGCCAUGCUGCAGAACUGUUCUUUGAUGACAACUCCCAAAUCAAUGUAGAAGGAAGGCCACAAUCCUCUAAGCACCUUCAGGGAAGACAUCAGGAAUGUUUUAGUUCCAGAAAUAUCACUGUGGCAGAUGAUAUUAUCGGUUCUACAAUGGCAUAGCAGGAUUUCAGCUGAUCAAAGGCAGCUCCCUCCAUUCCUGUUUCUGUUAGGAUUUCUACACAUGGGCUCCUUCAGAGACACUUAUAUUUCCACCACGGUCGGUCCCCACCCUUCCGUCUUCACCUUCUCGGCUGCCAGCUGGCCUCGUUCUGAACCUUUGAAACGGCCAACCUUCCCCCUCCCUUUCUGCGCAAAGGUUUGAGCGACAACAUCCUUGGUUCAUAUGUUCUUUUCUAUUGUCUUCUAGAUACGGUAUGUACUGGCCCGCCUCCCAAGGCCGGUGGGAGUCCUUCGGGGGGUUUGUAUCUUCCUUGGUCAAUGAACAAAGGGAAUUCGAAAUUUGAACAGCACAAAGCCUCCAACGUUGGCCACGUGUCACGAUUCCAAGGGAAAUGUAAUUGCUCCCACAUUUAUGACUGGGUUGCUUGGUUUUGGUUCAAGCUACGCCUCAUUGUUUCCUGCUUUCUGUGGCCGCACUCCCGUCGCCAGCUCAGUUAUGUGUAAAGAAGCUGGUGUGCCCUCGUCAGAGAACGUAAAUUCACACAGGGAAGGAAUUUCCAAACGGUGUCACCCAGCAGGAUGCAAUGGGCCGCGAGUCCCAAGGAGAAGAUUCAAGCAUGAUUUCAGCAGUUGUGCCAAAGACCCAAUGCACAGAGGAGGCUGUGCCAUGUGUCUCUGCUUCAUUCACUUGAUACUUCUUUCUCACCCGUUUCCACCAGGACUGGGUGAGCCUCUGG